This is a messenger RNA of Closterium sp. NIES-65, 759 nucleotides long. The record is from the annotation of a GenBank genome assembly. Lineage: Eukaryota; Viridiplantae; Streptophyta; Zygnematophyceae; Desmidiales; Closteriaceae.
AUGCACCAGGGGUAUGUGGGCAACAAGGCGGCGGUCUUCCCCCUGCAACUGCUGGGCUUCGAUGUGGACCCAAUCAACUCCGUGCAGCUCUCCAACCACACUGGGUACCCCACGUGGAAGGGGCAGAUUCUGGAUGGAGAGCAGCUGGGGGCGCUGAUAGAGGGCGUGGAGGCCAAUGGGCUGCUCUUCUACACGCACCUGCUCACCGGUGGCUCCUCUCCUUCCAUUCUCUCCCUCACACACUUUCCUUUCCCCCCUCUCUCCCUCUUUCCCUCCCUCCUUCCCUCCCUCUCUCCCUCUUUCCCUCCCUCCUUCCCUACAUUGACUCAAUCUGCUCCUCAUUCUCUCAGCUCCUCUCCUUCCAUUCUCUGCCUCACACACUUUCCUUUCCCCCCUCUCUCCCUCUUUCCCUCCCUCCUUACCUCCCUCUCUCCCUCUUUCCCUCCCUCCUUCCCUCCCUCUCUCCCUCUUUCCCUCCCUCCUUCCCUCCCUCUCUCCCUCCUUUCAUCAGAACAGAGCUGGCAGUGGCACUGGGCUGUCCAUGGCUUUGAGGCAAGCUAUAUCAGCAGAGUUGGCAUUGGCAACCCGUGGCAUUGCAACCUUCCUGACCUGAUUGCUCCUCUCCUCCCAUUCUUUCUCCCUACAGGCUGUGCUCGCACGAACCUUGCAGCACCGCUCUCCACCUCUGGACGGCACCGAGUCCUCUCCCACUCCCCCCACUCCCAAGCGCCUGGAGCUCUGCCUCGUUCAGAGCCGUGA